UUCUUGGUCAGUAAAGAUGCGGGUGCUGAUAACAGUUUUAUUAGUGAACUUGUUUGCCUGUGUAACAAAAGCAGCGUUGGAUAAGCCAGCUGAAUGCGGUAGCGAUCGUGGUUGUUAUUCUGACUGUGAUGGCACGUGCAAGUUUGUUGUCACGUGGAAAGAAAAUGGCGGGAAUAUAGACUUUACGCUUUCUUUAACAUUAGAGUCUGGCGGAUCGGACCAGUGGAUAGCGCUCGGACUGUCGGACGAUCAACAAAUGGGGUCUGACAGUGUUACAGAGUGUGUGAUGAAUGGCGGUAAUGUGGCUGUAUCAAAAUCGUACAAUCCAGGGAAAUUUAACUCACCUUUAGCUGAAAAAUCUACUGGUUUGACUAAUGCUCAGGGGAGCGUUACCGAUGGUGUCCUCACGUGCUCGUACACCCAGACUAAAACUUCCUCCAACAGUCAAAUCUUCAAUCUUGACACUGAUUGGUAUUUACUGGUCGCCAAUGGCAAAGCUUCCAAUGGGUUCAAGUCCCAGCACAGAGUAGAUACACUCCCGGCUAUAUCUCCAGAGAAGGCUGAUCUUCAAUCAACAGACGAUCUAUCUGGAACAGCCAAGGCUGUGAUGGUCAAACUUCAUGGUUCUUUAAUGAUGAUUGCGUGGAUAUUUUGUGCCAGUAUUGGAAUUGUUUUAUCCAGACAUUACAAACCAAUGUGGCCAAACAGUCAAGUUUGUAGCGAGAAAGUUUGGUUCACGUUCCACAGGAUAUGCAUGAUUUCGGCAUUUGUGACGUGUUCUGCUGGUUUUAUUAUCAUCUUUGUUGACGUCAAAGAUUGGUCUGAUCUUGCUGGAGCAACAAAGUGGCAAAGAGCACAUCCUUACCUCGGAGUCAUCGUCACAUUCUGCGUUGUCCUCAAUCCAAUCAUGGCACUGUUUCGUCCGCAUCCAGAUGCAAAGCGCCGUUACAUAUUUAGUUGGGCUCAUUGGUUUGUUGGAACUGUGGCUCAAAUACUUUCAGGUUUGGCUUUGAUUCUGGGAGUUACACUCGGAAGGGCGUCCGUGCCAUUUUACUGUGUCUGGGUGCUGGUGGCUUGGGUGGCAUACCAAAUGAUAAUAGAGUUGAUCCUCGAACUCUUGGAUUGUUGCAUUGCUGAUAACAGCCGGCGCUACUACAGAGACGGAAGUUUGAAAGACCCUCGUGGAAGUCUUCUGAAGAAAAUCAUACUUGCUUGUCACGUGUUAGUUAUAUUAGCGUUCACUGUCGUCUGCAUUGUGAUUGUUGCUAUCAACUGAACAAACUGUCAUUACACGCACACUCCUUUUAGUUAUAUGAUAUACAUGUACAUUGUGGCCAUAUUUUUAUUUAUGGACAUUCGGCUGUUGUUUGUAACUGUUGUUUAUACAUUUGUGUACAUAGUAAGUAAUUAUAUCCGGAAAAUGCCGACAUAAACAAAGAGAAUCUCAUAAAAGACAUAUUUAUAUAUAUUUAUUAUUACAUAAUUUUGUUUUGUAUGACAUACAAUUAAGAUAUUCCAUUUAUAACAGAACUAUAAACAACAUCAACAUUUUCUUGCAGCUCUCGAGACAAUUUCAAAAUAAAUGAUAUUCAUUCAACCUUCCUAAAUCAUUUUCAAUGAUAACAUAACAAACAUAACAAAACAUAA
Messenger RNA from Ruditapes philippinarum (Manila clam), 1647 nucleotides. RefSeq names its product putative ferric-chelate reductase 1. The record is from RefSeq and is a predicted model, not a curated record. NCBI's taxonomy places the organism in Eukaryota, Metazoa, Mollusca, Bivalvia, Venerida, Veneridae. Bases 17 to 1276 code for a protein of 419 amino acids. The transcript has 11 exons. Gene Ontology annotation, molecular function: oxidoreductase activity, acting on metal ions.